Entamoeba dispar SAW760 is the source of this 513-nucleotide messenger RNA. RefSeq lists its product as uncharacterized. NCBI's taxonomy places the organism in Eukaryota, Evosea, Mastigamoebida, Endamoebidae. The record is from RefSeq and is a predicted model, not a curated record. Bases 1 to 513 code for a protein of 170 amino acids. The transcript has a single exon.
AUGUAUGAAGGAAUUAUGGAAGAUCUCAAAGAAGUAAGUGAAACAUUUCGAUUAAGAGAUAUAACUAGAAAUGAAGAAUGUGUUGAAGUGAUGAAGAGAUGUAAUGAAAUAAUGAAGAGAAGAAAUGAAUGUUAUGAAGAAUACAAGAAAGUGUAUCGAGAAAUAGUUGAAAUAGAAAUUUCAAAUAUACCAAUAAAAGAAGGAAUUGAAUUUUGUUGUAAAAUCACAGAAGGAGUUUUAUUAAGAAAGGUGUUAAGUGAUUUAAUCAAACAAAGCCAAUCGAAAUUAACAAUGUACAAAACACUUCAAAUGAUUUCAAAUGAACAACUAAACCAAACAAUACAACAACAUAACAAAGAAUUAAAAAAAGGAAUUAUUACAACAAAAGAAUGUGUUGUUUGUCAUAAAGAAAAGGAUGAAUUAAUCAAUGUAUUUGGAUGUGGUCAUAGUUAUCAUUCAACAUGUUUAAAAUCAUCAGGAAUAUGUUUAGAAUGUAAUCAUCUUAUGAAAUAA